Molecule: messenger RNA, 738 nt
Organism: Striga asiatica
Lineage: Eukaryota; Viridiplantae; Streptophyta; Magnoliopsida; Lamiales; Orobanchaceae
Source: the annotation of a GenBank genome assembly
AUGGCACCCAAGAGGCGGUCUGGUAGGGCGGUGAAGACGGUGGUGACCACCACGAAGGUGGUGGAAGAGACCGUCAAGGUGGUGGUGGGCCCCAACGGAGACGAAUCCGAGCCGGUCGAGCUACUCUCCUCCUCCACCAAAGAGAACCGGGACAUCAUAAUCACCGAACCGGUUUCCAAAACCGUUCCGGUUCAGGAAAAGCCAGAUCAGCAAGAGGAAGCGGACAUCGGAGACGACGAUGACGAGACCCAGCCGACAUCCCAGCCGGAAGUCACCCCGGCGCCUCCGGAACCGGCCGCCGGAGCUCAAAAACCGGUCGGACCGUCUACCCCGCGCGAGGACCGGGAAAAGAUGAAGAAGAAGCAGAAGGUGGCCGGGAAGGAGAAACCGGCCGCCGCCGCCGCCGCCGCCGGCGGAGAGGGGAGGAAGAGGAGGCGGAGGAGGGGCGGCGGGGGGCCGGAGGGGUACAAGAGGUACGUGUGGAAGGUGAUGAAGCAGGUGCAUCCGGAGAUGGGGAUGUCGUCAAAGGCAAUGACGGUGGUGAACAACCUGAUGGUGGACAUGUUCGAGCGGCUGGCGGAGGAGGCGGCGCGGCUGCAGGGGCACGCCGGCCGGAAAACGAUGUCGUCCAGGGAGAUUCAGGCGGCAGUCAAGCUUGUCCUGCCCGGGGAGCUCGGGAAGCAUGCCAUAGCUGAGGGGACUAAGGCUGUCACUAACUACGUUUCCUAUGUUGCCUGA